Messenger RNA from Mesorhabditis spiculigera, 339 nucleotides. The record is from the annotation of a GenBank genome assembly. NCBI's taxonomy places the organism in Eukaryota, Metazoa, Nematoda, Chromadorea, Rhabditida, Rhabditidae.
AUGAGCGAGGUCUUCGUGGCGACCGCUACAAAACUCAACGAUUUGUUCGAAUCGCAGAUCCAUGAGAAUCGCCAUCUUCAAAUUUUCGUCGACCACGUGAUGCAACGUCUUAUUGUCAAGGGCAGCGACGAUCGUCAGCUAAAAUCGAUUUCGAUUGAAAGGGAACAUUGCCGGGUGAUAAAGAAGGACUUGCAAUUGGUUUUCCAAAAGGAGGGCCUUUUUCGGUUUCGGCUCACGAUGCGCGAUGCUGCAAACAUGGCCAAGUUGUAUAACGCGGUGAAGAGGCACAUUGCUAUCGAGGAUUGGAGCAAGCCUUCGUUCGAAUCGGUGAAGAGCUGC